AUAUCAUCUUGUAACCAAACUUCUGCUCUGCUUAUCUUGUAACCAAACACUCUCGACGGCGAGGGCGAAUAUCAGAGCGUUCUGCUUCAGCGGCCAAUGGCGAGUUCCGCCCCGCUCCCCGUCUCCGGAACUGUACUUUCCGGCGAGUUCCGUCUUCCAACUACUUCUCUUCGAAUACUGAGGAAAAGCUUUUCCUUAUCAUUCCUCUGUGAAGAUCUAUCGCUACAAUACCAGUGUUCUUGGCGAGCACCCAGAAGCCAAAUUUCGAAAUUCUUCAGGAACUCUCGGAUUUCGGCUUUGGGGAAGGGAGCUGAAGAUGGGUUCCGACGGAGCGUUAAUGAAGAUACGGAUGAGGAGUUGGAUGAAUUGUUCAAAAAGUAUGGGAAGGUUGUUUACCGGAGUAAAGACCAAAAACCUCCGACUGCUGAGGUUGACGAUGAUGCCGAAAGCCUAGCUUUUGCUGUGGAGAUGGCCAAAGUGGCAAGCGACGUGAAAGCUGCAGACAUAAAGGUCCUCUUUGUGAAGCCACUCGUGUACUGGACUCGGUUUUUCAUCAUAGCUACCGCAUUUUCACGGCCUCAAAUUGACGCCAUUGGGUCCAGGAUUAGAGAUCUAGCAGAGAACAAGUAUGGAAAAGUUCCCAAUGGAGACUCAAAGCCGAAUUCUUGGACAUUACUGGAUUUCGGGGAUGUUGUGAUCCAUAUAUUUCUACCGCCACAAAGAACGUUCUAUAACUUGGAAGAGUUUUACGGGAAUGCAACACCCAUCGAACUUCCCUUUAACCAGCCACCACCACGCAUCUGAUUGCCACUUACUAUGGUUUCUUGCUGAAAACAGCUUUUGGGUGUGAAGGAUGAUGGAAUUUGCAGGCUAAGAUCUUCUCCAUGUGUGUUGUUAAGACUAAAUCAUGCAAGAAUCAUCAGGAGCCUUCUUCUGGUUAACAAAUGAUAAUGUAUGCCUUAGUGGGGCGUGUUCUCGUUUACAGGAUCCGUGAUGAAAAAACAAAGAUUCAAACGACAUACCUAUGUCAUGAAUGGCGCAGAAACCGUUUUCUAUCAA
Messenger RNA from Tarenaya hassleriana, 1059 nucleotides. Its product is annotated as protein Iojap, chloroplastic. Gene Ontology annotation, biological process: negative regulation of ribosome biogenesis; negative regulation of translation. NCBI's taxonomy places the organism in Eukaryota, Viridiplantae, Streptophyta, Magnoliopsida, Brassicales, Cleomaceae. Bases 97 to 804 code for a protein of 235 amino acids. The transcript has 5 exons. The record is from RefSeq and is a predicted model, not a curated record. Gene Ontology annotation, molecular function: ribosomal large subunit binding.